Messenger RNA from Homarus americanus (American lobster), 2726 nucleotides. RefSeq names its product pre-mRNA-splicing factor syf1 homolog (gene fand). Bases 113 to 2683 code for a protein of 856 amino acids. Gene Ontology annotation, molecular function: protein binding. The record is from RefSeq and is a predicted model, not a curated record. Gene Ontology annotation, biological process: mRNA splicing, via spliceosome; generation of catalytic spliceosome for first transesterification step. Gene Ontology annotation, cellular component: post-mRNA release spliceosomal complex; Prp19 complex; U2-type catalytic step 2 spliceosome. NCBI's taxonomy places the organism in Eukaryota, Metazoa, Arthropoda, Malacostraca, Decapoda, Nephropidae. The transcript is spliced from 16 exons.
UAACCGAUGUAAACGUCUGGUCCUACCUGACUAUGAACUUCACUAUUGUUCUAUAAUUAAGAAAAGAAGUUCAUUGAUAUUAUAAUAGGACGAAGAAUUACAACAUUUUAAAAUGAUCAUGGAUAAUUCACCACUAAUUAUUGAGACAGAUGAUCUGCAGUAUGAAGAGGAACUACUUCGUAACCCUUUUUCAGUAAAGCACUGGCAACGUUAUAUAGAACAUCAGAAGGAUGCUUCUCCAGAAAAACUCAAUAAAGUCUAUGAGAGAUCAUUACUUCAGAUGCCGGGAAGUUACAAGCUAUGGCACCAGUAUCUUAGAUUGCGUAUGCAGCAGGUGAAAGGUCGAUGUAUCACAGACCCAGAGUUUGAAAGUGUGAACAACACUUUUGAACGUGGCUUGGUAUUCAUGCACAAAAUGCCUCGUGUGUGGAUAGAUUAUUGCCAAUCUUUAAUGAACCAGAGAAAGAUAACAAGAACUCGGAAGACAUUUGACCGUGCCCUCUGUGCUCUACCAAUCACACAGCAUAACCGCAUAUGGCCUCUGUAUCUCAAGUUUGUUAUGACUCACCCUAUUCCAGAAACAGCUGUUAGAGUAUGGAGGAGAUACCUGAAGCUGUGCCCAGAGGACACAGAGGAUUAUAUCACUUACCUCAUAUCUAUUGGCCGGUUGGAAGAAGCAGCCAAGAAAUAUGAAUGGUGUGUUAACACAGAUUCAUUUACUUCAAAGUAUGGCAAAUCCAAGCAUCAGUUGUGGUCUGAACUCUGUGAGCUCAUCUCUAAAAACCCCCAAGAAACGAGCCUGAAAAAUGCAGAAGCCAUCAUACGUCAUGGCCUCCAACGUUACACUGAUCAAGUGGGUAUGCUGUGGAACUCUCUGGCUGAAUUCUAUAUCAUCAGUGCUCUUUUUGAAAGAGCUCGAGAUGUGUUUGAAGAAGGACUGAGAAGUGUGAUGACAGUGCGAGAUUUUACACAGGUUUUUGAUGCUUAUGCCCAGUUUGAAGAAUUAAUGCUGAAGAAACGUAUGGAAGAAGUAGGAGUUGAGGUUGAUGAAGAGGAAGAAAUUGAUCUGGAAUUAAGGUUGGCAAGAUAUGAAGAUUUGAUGCAACGGCGACCACUUUUACUUAACUCAGUCAUGUUGCGGCAAAACCCACACAAUUGUUUGGAGUGGCAGAAGAGAGUGACGCUUUAUGAAGGAAAACCUAAGAUGAUUGUUGCUACAUACAUGGAAGCUGUCAAAACAAUUGACCCAAAACAGGCAACAGGAAAGCUGUUUUCACUUUGGGUUAACUUUGCCAAGUUUUAUGAAGAGAAUAACCAAAUUGUAGAUGCACGAAUAAUAUUCCAGCGAGCCACUGAAGUUGCUUAUGUAAAGGUUGAUGAUCUUGCUAGUGUUUGGUGUGAAUGGGCAGAGAUGGAGAUCAGACAUGACAAUGAAGAAGAAGCUCUGAAGCUUAUGAAGCGAGCUACAGCACCACCACCCCACAAAGUUGCCUAUAAUGAUGAAUCAGAACCUGUUCAGCGGCGGGUAUACAAGUCUCUUAAGUUAUGGUCAAUGUAUGCUGACCUUGAGGAGUGUUUAGGCACCUUUAAGUCCUGUAAAGCCGUGUAUGAUAGAAUCAUCGACCUACGGAUUGCUACACCACAAAUCAUCAUAAAUUAUGGAAUGUUUUUGCAGGAAAACAACUAUUUUGAAGAAGCAUUUAAAGCAUAUGAAAAGGGCAUCUCCCUCUUCAAGUGGCCAUAUGUUUAUGAUAUAUGGAACACCUACCUCACCAAGUUCCUUGAGCGCUACAUGGGAACCAAGAUAGAGCGGGCUCGAGAUCUCUUUGAACAGUGUCUGGAGAAAUGUCCCCCCAGCUAUGCUAGGAACCUGUACCUCUUAUAUGCCAAGAUGGAGGAAGAUCAUGGACUGGCCAGACAUGCUAUGCAGGUGUACAGUCGUGCCACUAAGGCUGUACCACCUGAGGAGAAACUGGCUAUAUACAAUAUCUACCUACAACACGCACAACAGAUUUAUGGUGUUACAAGAACGAGGGAAAUUUAUCAGGAGGCAAUUGACGACCUUCCUGAUGAAGGUGCUCGUGAAAUGUGUUUACGGUUUUCGGAGAUGGAGAGGAAGCUCGGUGAAAUUGACCGUGCUCGGGAAAUUUAUGCCUAUUGCAGUCAGAUAUGUGAUCCUCGCAUUACUGCCGAGUUCUGGGCCAAGUGGACUGAUUUUGAAGUGGCUCAUGGCAAUGAAGACACCAUGAAGGAACUACUUCGUAUCAAGCGAUCAAUGCAAGCCAAAUACAAUACACAGGUGAACAUGAUGUCAGCACAGAUGUUAGCAUCUGCAGACACGGUCGCUGGCACUGUCUCUGACCUUGCACCAGGAGCAAAGGAUGGUAUGCGUAUGUUGGAAGCACGUGCUGUAGCCAUGAACCAAUUAGAGGAACAAAAUGCUCCGACGACACAUGCUCCUCCUGCAGGUGGCUCCAAAAUUAUGUUUGUGCGAGGUACAACCACCAAGAGGGAAGAUGAGGUUGCAGAUACAGCUCGUACCACAAAUCCAGAUGAAAUUGACAUUGAUGAUGAGGAUGAAAAUGAUGAUGAUGAUGAUGAGGAGGAGGAGGAUGAUGAUGAUGAUCUUCCUCAACAACGAGAAGUGCCAUCAGCAGUGUUUGGUCAGUUGAAAAAAGAUUAAACUGCAGUUUGAAAUUAAUAUUUUAAAAUAAAUUUAAUAUUGA